Molecule: messenger RNA, 944 nt
Organism: Hypoxylon fragiforme
Lineage: Eukaryota; Fungi; Ascomycota; Sordariomycetes; Xylariales; Hypoxylaceae
Product: cytochrome c oxidase polypeptide vib-like protein
Exons: 5
Coding region: 224-484 (86 amino acids)
Cellular component (GO): respiratory chain complex IV; mitochondrion
Source: RefSeq, a predicted model, not a curated record
CAUGAUUCGAUCCGGUAAGUACAAGAAUCCAAUUGGCAAUUGUCCCCGGUGGUUCGAGAAGCUCUUUCCAGGUUACGGUUCUGAGUCUCCAUCUUUCAAGACUUCUCCAUCAUUUUCGAACUUUCGAACUCUUCAACUUCUUACAACUACAACCACAGCCAACUAUCGUUGGUCACCCUAAUAUUCGCAUUCCCAACCCGAUCAUACUCAAAAAUCUAUCAAGAUGUCCGACGACGAACGUGAGACGAAGCCCUUCAAGUUCGUCACCGCUGGUGUCGAUGCUCGAUUCCCCAAUCAGAACCAGACAAAGCACUGCUGGCAGAACUAUGUUGAUUAUCAUAAGUGCAUCAAUGCCAAGGGCGAGGAAUUUGCCCCGUGCCGUCAGUUCCUACUCGCCUACCGAUCUCUAUGCCCACACGGAUGGUACCAACGAUGGGAUGAACAACGCGAGGCUGGAAACUUCCCCGCGAAGUUGGACGCUUAAGUGUAUCCCUACGGUUUACACGGCUAUUGGACAGGUCGGUAAAUUUGGACUAUCGUGAUAUAGCAUAUUCCUUAGACACCUCGAGCCAACCAACAACUAGAGAUUCGUUGCAGUGCUCUCCUGUGCCGAUUGCAUGUUGUCCCGUGACCACACAGCCAUUAACUUAGCUUUAGGUUUGGGAGACAAUUAAUUAUACGACGUGAAAGCCGCGAAUGAAAUAUCAGGCACGUAUCUCUCUUUCACGUUCCUCGGCGCCUUGUUUCUCUUUUUAGGACAUGAUGCCACCGACAGUUGUACGAUAUCAUUCUUUAAAUGCUAUCAUUGGAAAUGCCUCGACGGUUACUGGUCAUCCUAGAGUAAUCAGAUAAUCAAGGAGUUCAUCACUACCUAAUAACACUUCGUUUACUUCAACUGCUUAAUCUAUAUCACAUCAAGACUCCAGCAAGCACCAAACGUAAUG